AUGGAAGAUACAGUUAAGUAUAACUACCUGAAGUCACUUGGUAGACGUAACCAAUACUUUAAUAAUGUGAGUGAUAUAAUCGCAAAAACAAUAAAAAAUGAGUUGAGAAUUUAUGAAAAAGACAACGUUCCUUUGUCAGAUAAUGCGUCAGAAACUGAUUCGGAGGAUAAUUCAGAUGAAAGUUCUGAUGCCUCUGAGGAGUUAGGUAAAACUAGUAAAAAUCCAUAUUCUUACAUUCUAGACCAAUUCAAAGAUAUCAUAUCAUCAGAAAAAUGUUCUAACAUAGAAGAUUCAUCCAAUGAAAAUAAAACUACAGUCCAUAUUAAAUAUUCAGAACCUGAUCAUGCUCAUACUGAUGAGCCUUUGGGCCUAGAUCAAAAUUUUAAAUUAGGAUCUAAAUCUGAAAAAGUCCCAGAAGAUGCAUACAAUGAACUAGAUUUGAAUUUUCUAGUGAAAUCAGGGGCAAAUGAAGAUUCAACGAUUAAUUCCUAUCUCCCUCACAUAGUUCUCCGUAAACUUAAUUCAAAUAAGGACCCAUUGCAGCUAAAUAAAGUUUUUUCAAAUCUAGAAAGGAACUUAAGUGAUGUCAGAAUGAAAUACAGGAAAACUCUGAGUAAUUUGUCGUUAAAAUCGUCAGCAGUUAGAAGAAACUACAGGCUAUCUUGUUUUAAUACAGUAGAUCCCAAAAAUAUAAACAAAGUUGAAGAAAAACAUGAGCAUAAUCAUGAUACAAUUAUUAAUAAACCUGGGGUGGAUAGAAUAAACUUCGAUCUAAAUAAAUGGCUCGAUGAAUUGCCCGAUGAUCUUAAAAAUUUCAUAGAAGUUGAAUCUAUAACAACAUCUUUAAAUUCAAUAAAAGAUUUUAAAGAAAAUAAACCGCCCAAAGAUAAUAAAAUUUAUAAAAUGGACUUAAACAGUACAGAUGAUAAAGGUAUACGUGAAAAUGCUUCGCAAAAGGAACAGAAAUCUGUUAACGAAAUUAAAAAGGAAGAUAAGAAACCUGUUCCAGAGAAAGGGUACAUCGAGGUCAUACAUGAGGAUUAUAUCGAACCAUUAAAACAUGUAUUAAGUGAAGAUUUUAAAAGUGGAUUUGAUGGAAUAAAGCAGGGAAUAUCAGAUCUAUAUAAUAACUCCCCGAGUAUAUUUCAGAAUUUAUUCGGUAGUUCUGACCCUGAUAACGACCGAGAAAUAUCUAAGCAACUAUCUAAGCAACUUAAUUCAUAUUAUGAUGACACAGAUAGAAAUACUGGAGAGAAUGGUCCUGAAACCCAUGAUGACUUCAACGACGAAUUUGAUAAGGACUACAAAUACUUUGAUAUGAAUGACAAGUACCAGUCAUUUGAUAUAUCUGAUGAAAAACCAAAGAGUUCAACACCCGUAGUGAAUAAAGAUUAUAAUCAAAAUUACGUAGUCUACCGGGAAAAUUAUAGAGCCAAGACCCCAGAGAAGGUUAUCAAAAGCGUAGCUGACUAUAACAUUGGAUUUCUAUCUAACUUGUGGACAAUUAAUGAAAACUGCAAAUUGGUUAGAAAUGAAAAUAUUAGAUCCGGAACAAAAACUAUCAAUCCAUGGUUUGGAAGCCCUGCGAAAGAGGCGCUUUACCGCCAGCUCACGUUAGAAAACUCAAAUGAGGAUAAGGAGUGCACAACUAUUUUGGAUAUGGAACGAGGCAUUAAAUAUAAAGUAGUAACGGAUAAGAAUGGCCAGCCGGAGUAUUUAAUAGACAACAUAGAACCAGGCGAUGAAGAAACAGCCAAAACCUUCAAGAACACAGUAUCAACCGUGCAAAAAAAUAAAUAUCGAAAUAAGAACAAUAGUUCAGAUCCAAAAAUAGAGGAAGGGUUUUUUGAUCCUAUGCUAAAGCAUCAAGAAAAAAUCGAGCAGACAAAACUCAUCAAUGAAACAGAUUUGGCCAUAUUCGGCAGGCGCAAAGUAACAAGAACAAAUAGAUAA
Messenger RNA from Theileria parva strain Muguga, 1953 nucleotides. RefSeq lists its product as uncharacterized. The record is from RefSeq and is a predicted model, not a curated record. Lineage: Eukaryota; Apicomplexa; Aconoidasida; Piroplasmida; Theileriidae. The transcript has a single exon. Bases 1 to 1953 code for a protein of 650 amino acids.